Suhomyces tanzawaensis NRRL Y-17324 is the source of this 1425-nucleotide messenger RNA. RefSeq names its product Sap7p (gene SAP7). Bases 1 to 1425 code for a protein of 474 amino acids. Gene Ontology annotation, molecular function: aspartic-type endopeptidase activity. Gene Ontology annotation, biological process: proteolysis. The record is from RefSeq and is a predicted model, not a curated record. The transcript has a single exon. Lineage: Eukaryota; Fungi; Ascomycota; Pichiomycetes; Serinales; Debaryomycetaceae.
AUGCUAUUCACUCGUUUUUUGACUCCCGCAUACCUCGCUUUGGCAGCCCACGCCAGCGACGGUUUUUACAAAAUGGACUUCAACCUUCUCCACGGGGAGGACUUGUCCAGCGCCUUGUCCAACUUCUUGGUGGACAUCGGAAAGGAGUUUCCUGUGGAAGACUUGUUUGGAAGAGACUCUAAGGACCUGCCAUUCGCAGUUAGUGUUGCCAACGAACAAACCUUCUAUGUCACCAACGUCACCAUCGGUACCCCUCCGGUUUCCGUGGAGGUGUUGCUUGACAGUGGAUCUUCCGAUCUCUGGGUGAUGAGCUCGAUCAACCCCCAGUGCCAUUCUCACGGUGGUGAUGUCGACUGCGACCGCUACGGCACUUUUAACGAAUCUGCUUCGUCAACCUGGCAGCCAAACGGCGAGAACUUCUCGAUCUCGUAUUUGGACAAAACCUACGCUCGUGGUGCUUGGGGUACCGAUGUCGUUUCAUUAACUCCACAAUUGAAAUUAGACAAUGCUACCUUUGCCGUUGCCGACGACAGUGACUCCAAUGUUGGUGUCUUCGGUAUCGCCUACCAAGUCCAAGAAAGUGCCCAGAAGAAGUACACCAACAUCCCUGCCUUGAUGAAAGAGCAGGGUCUCAUCAAUAAGAUUGCAUACUCCUUGUACUUGGGCACUUCCUCCGAUACCUCUGGAACCAUCUUGUUCGGAGGUGUCGACAGAGCGAAGUAUAGCGGUGAAUUGGUCCCAAUCGACAUUACCAAAGACCAGAACGGAAACCCACACCUUUUGCAAAUUCCAUUGAAGUCGAUCUCGGCCCACAUCGUUAACCGCGGCGUGCCUCCUCCUACCCCCACCUCCACUGCUACCGGUAACGUUCCUCACAUCGCUGCUACCACCGGAACUCCUACUGAAGGAAAAUUCGUCUUCGAUUUUGGCGGCUUUGCUUUUGCUGCUAACAGCACUAGUAUCCCAGGUACUCCUGAACCUUCAGCUUCUUCUUCUCCAAUACUGAAUAAUACCGUUGACUUCGGCAACAAGCCAAUUAUUGUUGAUUCCGGUACCACCUUGACUCUUUUACCAAACGCCACUCUUUAUGAGUUGGUUCAAAAUAUUGCUCCAGGAGCAGUUUACAAUGAAAACGCCCGUGGUUACAUCGUUCCAUGUGGCUUGAAGCAAAAGGAAAACUACAUUAAGUACGAUUUCAACGGUCAAACCACUAUCAAUGUCCCAUUCACUGAUUUGGUCUUAGAAGCCGGUCACGAUGCUACUGGUAACCUGGUUUGUGCAUUUGGAAUUGUUCCAAAUGACCAACCUAUUGUCGGUUCCAACUUCUUGAGAUCCGCGUACGCUGUUUUCGACUUAGACGAUGAUACCAUUUCCCUUGCCCAAAUUAAGUAUACCACCAGCGAACACAUUAGAGUUAUCGAGUAA